Messenger RNA from Xyrichtys novacula (pearly razorfish), 2906 nucleotides. NCBI's taxonomy places the organism in Eukaryota, Metazoa, Chordata, Actinopteri, Labriformes, Labridae. The record is from the annotation of a GenBank genome assembly.
ACAAGGGUUAAUAAAAGGUUUUGUAUGUGCACUAGACGCCUUUAACCAGGAAAUGUUUGGUCAGAGUGCAGAGUUGAACCGAUACUGAGAAGAUCCCACUGUCUGUAUGCCUAAGGUGUUCGGGCACCAGCCUAUUAUGUUUUCUCCCUGCUUUUAUUUGCUCUAGGUGCAGUUCUUCUGGUUUCAAUCCAAGCUUUUUGGGUUGUUAUCCUUGGACUGAAUCCUGGACGUUCAAGAAAUCCAACUGAUUGAAACCAGGAAAAAAAGUGUAAGUUAUUAUGUCCUGGUGUGUGUGUGUGUGUGUGUGUGUGUGUGUGUGUGUGUGUGUGUGUGUGUGUGUGUGUGUGUGUGUGUGUGUGUGUGUUCGGGGAAGGGGGGUGGGGAGUUGUUUCCAUGCUUACUCAAAACAAGCUUUGCAAGUAGUAAGUAGCCAUAUGCUACAUCUUCCUCUCUGCUUUUCUACUGUAGUUAGCAGCUACAUGUAUAAACAUCAAGUCAGCAUUUGGGUUUAGAGAAACAGCUAACUUUUCAUUUCCUGACAUUUAAAACAGAGUUACUUCUCUCUCCACUCAGAGGAUCAGUUACUUAUCUGGUUAGACUUUUCAUUGAAUGCUCUUGGUUAUUCUGCUCUGUACAAGGAAAAGUCUACAGGCUGUUAGAAUAAGUGAUUGCUCAUCGUAUGAAGAACAAAAAAGAUCAGGAGAUAAAAAAGGUGAGCAACCAACCCCCACCUGCCACCACACAUACAGGUACACAACCACACCUUCCCUCCAUUACAUCCUUCCACACCCGCCCUGCCUCCAGCUCCCCUCCUCCACUGUAAGUACACAGUCGGUUGUGGGUUUUUGUGUCAGUAGACAAGCUCCUGUUGACAUCAUCACCUGGGGACUCCUCCUCACUCCCCAGAGGUAUAAAAGAUCUCUUGUUUCCGUGGCAGCAUCCCAUAGCUCUCAUCACGCCCUCUCACAGGUGCUCACACUUCUCAAGCACCGACAAAGCAGGAAACUCUUCACUGCGCUCUGAAGGGUUUUGUUUGUUGGAAAAUCUGAAGACUUCAUUCUUGAUCGCUGAUCAGUCACCGGACAAAGAGCCAGCAUGUCGAUGGGCAUGGAGAUCGUGGGCAUUGCCCUUGGUGCCCUUGGAUUCAUCAUCGCCAUCGUGACUUGUGCCCUGCCAAUGUGGAGGGUGACAGCCUUCAUCGGGGCCAACAUCAUCACUGCUCAGACCAUCUGGGAGGGUUUAUGGAUGAACUGUGUCACACAGAGCACAGGCCAAAUGCAGUGUAAGGUCUAUGACUCGUUGCUUGCUUUGCCUCAGGAGCUGCAGGCCUCCAGAGCCAUGAUGAUCAUCGCCAUCAUACUGGGCGUGCUGGGGGUUUUGAUCUCCAUUGUUGGCGCCAAGUGCACAAACUGCAUCGAAGACGAGCCGUCCAAGGCCAAAGUGAUGAUCAUCUCUGGAAUCUUCUUCGUCCUCGCUGGACUUUUGGUUCUCAUCCCCGUGUCUUGGACCGCCAGCGUUGUCGUCAGGGAUUUCUACAACCCCGUCUUGACCAAUGCGCAGAGGAGGGAGCUCGGGGCGUCGCUCUAUAUCGGCUGGGGAGCUGCCGCCUUGCUGUUGAUCGGUGGGGCGAUGCUGUGCAGCAGCUGUCCACCAAAAGAGAAGAAGUAUAAGCCACCCCGUAUGGCCUACUCUGCCCCACGCAGUGCCAGUGGAGGGUAUGACAGGAAAGACUAUGUCUGAAAAUAUCAUGUUUUGAUUUAAAGAGAUGAUCAUUUCAUUGCACCAGUUUUUUAGUAUGUUUGUGUGUGUGUGUGUGUGUGGCUGUGUGAGUGGGUAUAUUUGCUGUCUGAAACUCACAGGGUGAACCCCACAUUAGGACUCCGAGAUGAAGUUGUGUGUACAGAUAUAGAUUUUUUUCUUUUCCUUCUUUCAUUUUGCUUUUGCUGGCAUUGACAUAAUUUUACAGCCUUUCUACUACCUGCAGCUGUCUUCAUAGACUGUUUUCAUGUAUAAUGUAAAGCCACCAUUCCACUAUGUUGUAUUUAUACUAAAAGCUUCUGUGACAUUGUGUGUAUUUAAAAAAAAAACACCUGCUUCCUUAGUGUGUGUGUGUGUGCGUGUGUGUGUGUGUGUGUGGCUCUGUGAUUAGCUGUUGGCCAGUUGGUGUCGCGUUUCACUGAAACCUUCGGUUAAAACAUUGUGUGUCAUUUCCCUGACAAUACAAGGAAGAGGCAGCUCUCAUUUUACAUGGAUUUGGUUGUGUGAUUGUUCAGUGUGUGAGUGUGAGUGUGUGUUUGUGUGGUGUGCACGUGGUGUGUAUGUGUAUUUGCAUGUAAUAUUUGCUUAGGAGAGUUUCUGCCGAGACUGAAACUAAAGAUGGAUCCACGAUAUGGCCUGAGGUAACAACUUUAUCCUCCUCGGAGUUUCACCUUUUGAGAACAUGGAAGAGACUUUCUCUGUUGGCUCACAACACUUCGCAAUAAUGUGUCUCUAUCUCUGAUUUUAUUUGAAAUUGUUGUUUUAUUUUAUUGGCGAUAUAUUUGGACAAUUUAUAUUUCCCUUAGUGCCUGUUUCAAAGAUUUUUAUUGAGCUUAAGUUUUAAAAUAAAUGUAUCUUUUGUAUGUAUUAGAAGCAACAGCCUGUGCAGUCCUGUGUGCAUCAAACAAACGGAGUGUGUGUGUGUAUACUGGAUGUGUGUUUAUGUGUAAAUGUGUGUGUGCGCGUGUGACAGCCUGAGGGACGGCAGCUGUUGAAGGAUGUUUGUUUCCAGAUCAACAGGGUGUGUUUGUGUGUAGAAAAUAAAACUGUUAUUUAUGUCUUUCUUAAGUGAGAAUUGUUGUUUUAAGCUCAACAUUUGUUGGUAACUUUCAAAAAUCAAAUGCUUUGAUAAAUGUUUUUGCAGUGCU